Messenger RNA from Pocillopora meandrina, 14313 nucleotides. The record is from the annotation of a GenBank genome assembly. Lineage: Eukaryota; Metazoa; Cnidaria; Anthozoa; Scleractinia; Pocilloporidae.
AUGGUCCAAGGAAAAAAAAUUCUUGUGACUGGAGGAGGAGGAUAUUUUGGCCACAAGCUGGGGAAUGAGCUGAAGAAGUUGGGAGCAGUGGUUGUAUUGUUUGACAUCUCGUGGCCGUUGGAUGAUGUUGUGUACGAGCAAAUGGAGUGUUUUCAGGUAGAGACUUGAUCGGUAAAUUACGUAAUUCACUUUGAUUAUUUUGCCAAAACAACUCCAUUCGGAUCUUGCCUUUGUGCUACGGACAGACGAAAAUAUUAAAUUUUACCAUGGGGAAAAUGCAUGGAAGUUAUUUGAAUUUGCUGUGUCAGACACCCGGUGGUGGGAAGUCUUUUCUAAACAUUGGACACCCGCCAUUCUAGAAUUCUCAUAUAAUUUCCACUUCACCUUACGAAUGAUAAUGUGAUAUCAGGAAUUAAGUGAAUUUUUUUUAAAAUCUAAUGAUAAAGUUAAGUCUCCUUUUAUGUCAUAAGAUUCAUAUUUAUGUUUUAGGGGGAUAUAACAAGUAAAGAAGAUGUAAGAAAGAUAUUUAUCAGUCAUCAGAUUGAUGUGGUUUUUCAUAGUGCAUCAUAUGGAAUGUCUGGAAGAGAGCAAGUUAGUAUGUUGUACUUAUUGAGUGAAUGGUAGGGCCAGACAAAAAUACAUUUGCCUCUGGGUUGUGGAUUCAAAGAUGUGCAGAGCUCUGUCUCUGUGCUUGUUUCAAAUGUCACAAUUUAGAGAUAAAUGUUACUCUGUCUGCUCUGUCUACUCUGUCUGCUCUGUCUACUCUGUCUGCUCUGUCUGCACUGUCUUUCUCUAGUCCAACCCUACUCAGUCAAAACUGAUUCUUUUAGACUGAAAUCCUGUGCAGUAGAUGUACCAAUACUGCUUGUUGCCUUUGCUCCUUAACUGGAAUAAGCUGCGACAUGAUUGUUCAUUGGGUAGCAAGCUGUCCUUCACCUUAAAUCCUGUUUAUAUCGGUAUCCAUAUUCUCCAUACUGUUCCCUAUACAUAUCCCAUGGUACUGACAAAGAGAAUCUGUUUAACAAUCAAAGUAUUUGUAAUCUGGUGAUCAUUUCCUUUAUUCUAAUGAUCCUAUUGUUUGACUCAGGGGGGAUACUGUUAGGAGAAUUUAGAUGCUAGUCAUGUUAAGGGAUUAAAGGGUGUUUCUCAGUUGGACUGUUCUUAGGCAUGGUCCACAUUGAGAUGGCCGUGGUAGAAAUCAUCUGGAACUGGAAUGGGAAUUCCACUCUUUAACUGGUGAUGUGUUUGAAAAUCAGGCUCUUGUGGCAUCUGGCUGUAUUUUAUCAUGAAAAACAGUAGAUCAAGAUGAAACAAAGGAAAGAAAUGGGAUCAAUUUUAAAAUUAAACCAUGCUUUAUUUUAAAUUACGAGUGUUAUUUUUCAGUUACGCAGAGAACAGAUAACAUGUGAGAGAUCUCUCUUAAGUAGAUUUUUUAAAUCCUUUAUCUGUGUUAUCAAGUUUUCAAAAAUGUUCCAUGCAUGUUCCUUGUACUUCUCAAGAUAACUGAAGAAGCUCUGACAACUUCUUCAAUUAAAAAGAUGUACGAGGUUGUGAAAUUGUGACAAAAAAAAAACAAACAUAUACAAAAGUGAAACAGCAAAGUUUGUUUGAACAGAAAACUGGUAGUUGAUAGUUUUCUUUCAAUAUCAACUUUUGCUGAGAGUCUGAGGGAAAAGUAGUCAUGGAUUAAUAAAUCAUAAUUUAGUUCAGGUAUGAGAAAUUUUCUCUUUUGACUUUUGUCAGCAUCCUGACCAUUAUUCCAGAACAAAGUCCAUAGCAGAGCAAACUGUUUUGAAUGCUACUGGUGUACCAUUGAAAGGUGAGAUUUUUAUAUCAACAUUCCUUUAUUGAGAAAAAAAUUCUUCAAUUUCUAAUAAAUAUUUGCCUGGGCUUUUAGAGGUAAAAUUCAGUGCGGCUUAGUUUUUUAUGAUACAGAUGUUGAGGUACAUUGUAAACAUAAUUUAAUUGCCACGAGGUGUAAAAUAAUACCUGAGAUUCAGAAGUGAUCGUCCAUUCUGAGAGCAUUGACGUUACAGUUUUAGGUGCAUUUGGGAAAAAAUGAGUGGAACUGUGUCUGCAUUAUGAGGACUGUUAUUAAGUACCUAUUUUUUUCACAUGUUGCCACAUUAAUAAUACCUUUGUUAAUUCAAAUAUUGUAUGGCAAUGAAAUGAUGAGGCAUCAUAUGAAUCAAUUUUUGUAAAUCACGUACUUCAGGUGAAAAUAAGGGUUUCAAAAAAUAAAAAAAAACUAAGCCUUAUACAUAAUGUAGAACAGAUAGGUUAAAGUUUAUCUUCAGUCUGUCUAGUAACUGUUCCUUCAGGUUAAUUUUUUUUGUUAAAAACCUUACUUAUUUACAUUGUAAUUUCAUACUCAGAACUACACUGGAAUGUUCUGUUUUUAUGUAAUGUUGCUAGUUUACUUUUCUUUAUUUUAGUUUUCUUUCUUCAUUCUUCACUUUUUUCCCUAUGUUUGUUUGUAGUUUGAUUUAUUGUAUGCAUGCUGUAACUUUUCAAGUGAAUAUUUAUAAAAUUAUUCCUUGAUGAAAAAGUAUUGUGGUUAUUGAACCUUAAACAAACAUGCAAGCAGUUAUAUAUUAAGCAGUGUAAGCUCAUUUUCUUCUGGCCCUAUAGUUUUGUCGUACUCUUUUGCUUAAACAAACAGAACUUUCUAUAUCAACCCUUUGGCCCUAAGAGUGACUAACAUCUAAUUUCUCCUUACCAUAUGACCCCUGAAUCAAACAUGAAAGUCAUGAGAUUAGAGGAAAUGAUCACCAACUAAAGCAGCUCUUGAUCAUUACGCAAAUUCUCCUUUUCAGCCUCUUUGCAAAUGUGUGGAUAACAGUAUGGAGAAUAUGCAUACUGAUGUUAGGGUGUAAAGGUUUAAGCAGUGUGAGCCCAUUUUCUUCUGGCCCUAUAGUUUUGUCUUUCUCUUUUGCUUCUCUGAUUAGAUUAAAGUUUGGAAUUCAGAUUUAAGAUUUGAUAAAAUUUCCUUUUCCUCUCUUUCAUUUUCUUUUAUCUUCUUUCCCUUGUCUUAGUCAAACAAAUCAAAGAAAAAAUGAAGGAAAAGAAAUUAAAAUUUGGAAAGAUGCCCUAACUCUAGAGAAAUAAUUUAUGCCUCAGGUCCUAAACUGUCUCUUGGAAUCAUCAUUAUUUGGCAUUUUCUGACUGAAAUUUUUUUUACAAUUUUUCAAAUAGGUUGAAGGUUUGGGAAACAAAUCUCCCAAAUUAAAGUUGUCACUAACUCUUGUAUAUAUGGUUAGUAAGUUAAAUUUAUUUAUUUUCAUUUAUGGACCUCUCAGUUAUUAAUGUCUAGAUUCAUAUUAAUAAGAUAAAUACUCACAUUUUUUGUUUUCUAUGAUUUUUCUUCUAUCCUUUGUUUUGUUGUUCUGUACAUUAAUCUGUCCACUUUUAAAAGCUUAUUUAAUUAAUUUAUACAAAUUUAUUAAUUCAUUCAUUUAGAUGACAUGUCAAGUUAUCAUAAUUGUUUUGAUGUGUAUGACUUACAGUUAUUUUCAGUUUUUCUUAAGUCCCUGGUAGUUUUUAUUUAUAUUAUUUGAUAAUAGGGUAUGUAGUCAUCUGAUUAUUUCUAUUAUCCUGUUUAUGAAUGACAAAGUGGGGUUCUAACUGGCAGUUUUUCGUUUUAGCACUGAAUCAAGGCAUGUGAUUGCAUGCAGACCAAAUUGGAUUUUACAUGAACCUAUUUCCAUUAUAACCCAGUUAGCUCUGCAAAACUAGCUCAUUGGUCACUACUUUUAUCUACUGAGAUUAAUUAAAGAUUAUAAAAUGGUUGGAUUAUGAUUGGUCAGUUAUAUGAUGAGGAAAAGAGAGAACACAAACUCCAUUAAAAAUGUUAUUUUUACAAGAGAGAUUUUCUGUUUGCAGCAUUUUUAACAGAACUGGUUCACUCAGUGAUUGGAAAAUAUAUUUAUAAUUUUCAGCCAUUCCUCAUUAGAAAAGAAGUACUAUUCACCAACAAACUUACAAAACCAUACAUGAAAAUAAGUAGCAAUGACUAUAUGCCAUCUAAACAAAUAGGAAAUUGUGUAAAAGUGAUAGAGGUGUUUAAGGACUAAUAGGUUCUGACAAUAUUAAAGCAUUAUUCAGCAAAGAUAUGAUGAGGUUAGCCAAACACAUUGGCUUAUCAGGUUGUUAUCUAGACUUAACACCAAAUUCUUAAUCUCUUUCCAAGAAAGUAUAGGGAAGAUAGAAUGUGGGAGAACUCUGGGUCAGAUCUGGGAAGGUUAAGGGUGAAGUGACACCAAAACAUGAGUGACUUUCUGUGACUUUUCAGCUCUUAAACCCAUCAACAUAUUAUUUCACCUUGCUAGUUUGCAUACAUUUCCUUUUUCAAAUUAUGUGAUCCAUUCAAUUUCUGUUUUAUGAUCAGUUCCUUGAUUCUCCUGAGUAUUGCUGAUGACAGUAUGCUGAUGGUGUGGGAAGAAAUGAAAUGUUGAUCACUUCAAAGGAUUAAACACGCAUAUCAAUUUGAACUUCAUUUGCAAUGAUGCAUGAUAACCAAGACAAAAUAUCAUGAAGAUUAAGUGAUUGUAAUAGAGAAAAUAUGAAUGAGGGGAUUAUGAGUUGAUCCAGUUUUAAAUUCUCUGAACCAACAUCAUGAGAUGGCAGACAGUAACAGAUGAGUAGCACAAUCACCAUACCCACUUCUGUAACAUGUACGGAAAAUGUGAAAAAUGCUAGUUUGGGACAAAAUCACUUCUUUAGGUCUAUUUUAAACUCACAUUUACUAUUACAACUGAUUUAUUUCAAACUAUUUUAUUUUUGUCACAUUUGAUUCAAAUUUGUAUUUCCCAGAAUCCCUUGUGGGUGUGGUCUUUUUCACAAAUAAUCAAUUUCGAGUUCACUGACAUAGUAAAAAGUAGAAAUAAUAAUAUUUUGUAUUACAUGGAGGCUAGUAUCUCCUCAGUGAGAUCAACUGGCACUCUAAAAAAACAGACUUUCUACCUCUUUUUACAACUUGAAGAUCACAUCACCAUUUUUCUCUUGGAAAUUCAGCUCUCUUUUUGUGAUUCUUUUCAUUAUAUUUUAGAUUCCUUAGCCUAUUCUUUUCCUGCUUUUUCCUCCUCCACUCUUUGAUCCUCGCAAGCUUUUCUUCCUUUUCGUUAACCAUACCUCUUGUCAAGCGCACUUGAAGCGAUUUUUACAGAUUGCUAAAUCUCAGAAAAAUUAUUGAGCUUGAAGACCCAGCGACCCUUGAUAACGUCGCAGAAACCGCCAAAACAGGAAAGGUUACUAUAGCCGCAAACGCUAAUCACUCGUAUUUCAAACUUUACUAGAACAAACUUGACACAUUGUUGAAUACGGUAACUGAAAAUGACAAAAUUACAAACACGCGAAUGAGCAUAAAAUAACUUACAUCGUAUGAGUGAAAGUACUGGAAAACGACAGAGCGAAAUAAACAAGGAUACUUACAAGACGAAUGUGACCAAACCAAAGACGAAAACAUGAAACCCAGAGCUAGAUAUGUAACGAUAAUUUUCACAAACUAGACAACUAACCAAAUAAAUUACGCGCAACCAAUAUAUAUACGAUAUGCAAAUAAAUAUCACAAGUGCAAAACUGGUAACUGACAAAGGACACUAAUGAAGACGAGAAAAUAAACACCUAACACAAAACUAUGAAACACCAACACUAACAAAAAAUGAUAAUACAAAUUCCUGCGCCUACACUUACCAAGCUAUUUUCGACACGGAGAUGAAAAGAUGAAGGCGAAAAUGGCGGAGCAAACAGCAGAUUUCAUAGCGCUUUUGGUGGCAUUUGUGGCGAGACUCCGUUCUCAAUAUGGCGUCAACAUGGUAAAAAGCGUAGCGACUUGGUCAAAAGUGAAUAUUUUGGCCGUUUCUAGAGAUAUGGACCCGAAAACUUGGAAAUGACAAGAGAAACUUAUGAGCAUUGAAGUGUAAUCGAUUUUGAAACCCGACUUCGCCGUGUUUGAAGUAUAGUAGCGAAGGAGCAGGUAAGUUGAUGAAAAAUAUUAUUGCGUAAUCAGGUUUUACAAAACCGUAGCGACUGUUUUACACUGAUAUUUCUCCGUUUAUAGUCAAUCCUUUAGACUGAUUUUUCGCUAUUUUAGAACACCAAGUAUGAGUAUUUGGUUAAUGUGUUUUUGUUCCCACAGGAUUCCAGUUCAGUCAAUCUACGGACAACAACUUGGUGUACUUCCAAAUUCUGAAACCCAGCGUUACACAAAGGAUACUUAAGAAUGAUGAAUCUUUUCUAUUCGUUUUAAUAAACUUGAAAUGUCAAAGUUUUGCUCAAAUGUAGUGUUUAUUGUGUGUUAUCAUUAGGUGUAAUUUGUUUAGUCCAACGAGCUUUCUUUUCAGUGAAAAAUGUAUUUCAAAAAUUUCACCACUGAUAUUGUGUUACGCGUUACAACCAAAAUUGGCUCGAUUUUUCAUCUUUCACGGGUAUUUUCUCGAAGACAGUAAUGUGGUUUUCUGAUUUUUUGCUUUUACAAUAAUCAAUAAGAACAACUUUACCUGUAAGCAAAGAUUUGGCUUCAAUGAAAAUGUAAAACAGAAGAAAUCAUUGAAAGUUUGCAGUCAACCCCCUAUGGGCAUGGUGAUUGUGCUACUCAUCAACAUUAUUAGUAGGUCUAAAGAUAAACAUUUGGUUGCUUAAAAUGAAAUGAAUUUUAGACAUGUACAAUUACUGAAAGAAUACUUUUCCUGGCUGAAAGCUAGUCUAAAGAUCUUUCAUACUCAUUGUUUAACAUUUAAUUUACCUAAAUCCCUGUUCCACUUACAAGGUAGUGCAGUUCACACUUUUCUUUCACUUUAAGUCUAAAGGAAGCUUUAACUCUACUACAUCUUCACAGGUGACAAACAUCUUCCACCAAACUUUGCUGAGAAUGUACCUUUACAAAGACUGGUUUCUUGCCAAGAUGUGGCAGAUAUAGUGUACUCUUUCUGGCUAGUGGUGCUUCAGCUUUUAUCACAGCAAACACACUGGUGGUAGUCACUGGUAGUUCAAUCACAAAUUGUUUCCAUGGCAACAGUGAACAAGGCAAUUAGCUAGCUGUGAUCCACGAUACUCAGGUGUCCAAUUAGUAUCUAAUGGGCAUUUGUGCAAAUCCCGAUUAAGAGUGAAUUUUUUUAGGCUCAUUUUUUCUGUAGUUUCUUUAAUUAUUUCAGUUAAUCUUCACCCUUUGCACCCUAAUAUCAUUUCCUUUAUUUUCAUGAUCUUACUGAAUGAUUCAGUAGUAUUACAGUAAGGAGAAAUUAGAUGCUGGUCACUCCAAGGGUUUUAAGGUUAAGAGAACAUUUUGUCCUUUGUGUAAUAUCUGAGGGUCAAAAUGCAAUGAAGUAUCAUUUGGAAAUGUGGAAAUUGAAUGACAGUGAUGAAAGCACCAGUUGUUGCCAAUAGGCCAUGGCAAACUCAUAAAAAGAUUCACAGGAGUAAAACUUUUUAAUAUGCUCAAUCAUUUUGUUUACAAUUUUUUUCUAGGCUUUUUUAUUUAGCAUGAAAGUUCCAUCAUCUUGAAGCUGCUUAAUAAUACUAAAAUUUACCUUACUUGAUGAUAUACCUGUAAAUUGCUUAAAUUUUUUUUUUCUUUUUGUAGUUAGUCAAAAGUAAAAGAUAAUUUAUUUUGUUGGGCACCUUUAAUUUCAUAUCAUAAGAGCCUGAAGUGCCUUCCCAUCUUAGGUUGUAAGUAUUCAAGGAAAGCAUGGUCAUUUAACGAUAAGUUUCUCUUCACAGAAUCAUUCAAGUUUUUGUAACUUCAUUUCUUCUUAGAGAAUGUAUCAGUCAAAUUUGUGAAAGAGCAUUGAGUCUAUUAGCCAAGUAUGAAAAACUGUAUGAUAGUAGGUAGGUGUACUGGAACAGAAACCUGAUUAAUUUCUGCUCAUGGCUGGCAAAUUUUGUCAAGUGGAUAUAGAAUAAAGUGAUAUAAAUUGAAUAAAAUUGAUUUUUGAAAAUAAGCAGCAGAUGAUUGCAUUGACUGAUCUUUACAGACCCUUUCUUUGACCAGAUUUUAAUAGCUAUUAAGCUAGAAAAGAUUGAUGCAAACAACCAUUCCUUUUUUUAUAUUUCUUCUUAUAGUUGAGGGAGGACAAAGAUUGCAGCAUCUUAUCAAGGCAGUAAGUAAUUGCUAAAAUGGAAUGUAGAGAUGAUCAAAGGUCACAUCUGCAUUUCACUGUUUGAUAUUGUUCCUUGCUUUUUGGGGUUUGGUUUGGACUGAAGUGCUCUGAAAUACUGGACAAUCAAUACAUUAUAUUACUUGUUAUAUAUUGCUUGUUCAUGGAUGGCUCUUUAAGCAAAGUUAAGUCUUGAAACAUUAAUAGUCUAGUAGCUAGGUCACAGGUCAUCAAUGACUUUGCCAAGUCUUCUUUUUGAAAUUAUUCAAAAUCCACACCACAUUUUUUAAAAUCUGGUUUGAAAUUGGAUCUCUGUCAUCUGUGAAUAGAUUUGAAAGACACUGCUAGAUUUUAUCAGUAAUAAGAGUGGGCUUGCACAAUCUCCCAGGAACAAGUGAAAAUUUCACAAAAGUUGCUCUUUUUCUUUAUUUAUUAAGUCAAUCCUUUCUUUUAUACAGAAAAUUUCUACCACUGUUUCAUGAAAACACUCAAGAUGGCAUACAGUAGUAUUUUUAACCCUAAGCAUUGAUGCUAAAUUGAAAUUAAUAGUUCUCACUGUUUUGCAUCCUACAACAAAAAGUUAAAAUUAGAUCUCUGUGAAAAAAUCUUACUCAGCAAAUAGCUAAUUUUACCAAUCUAGGGAGGAGAGGAAAUCAAACAGAUCUUGAUUUUAAGUUAAAUUAGGUAAAAAACAAGUACAUAAAGCUUGUCACACUGAUCUAAACAAGACAAUUAUCAAUCUAUCUGACAAAAAUUGAAAGUAAUCUGCAUUUACUUAAUAGCCUGUAAUAGUCUAGUAGCUAGGUCACAAGUCACUAAUGACUUUGCCAAGUCUUCUUUUUUUGAAACUAUUUGAAAUUCACACUGCGUUAUUUAAAAUCUAGUCUGAAACUGGAUCUUUAUCGUCUGUGAAUGGAUUUGUGAGACACUGCUAGAUUUAAUCAGUGAUGAGAGUGGGCUUGCAUGGCUACAAUCUCCCAGGAACAACAAGUGUAAAUUUGGCAAAAGUUGCUGUUUUUCUUCAUUUAUUAAGUCACUCCCUUCAUUUAUAUUGCAAAUUUCUACCACUUUUUCAUGAAAGUACUCAAGAUGGCAUACAAUAGUAUUUUUAACCCUAAGCAUUGAUGUUAAAUUGAAAUCAAUAAGUUUCACUGUUUAACGUCUUGUGACUAAAAGUUAAAACUAGAUUACUGUGAAAAAUCUUUCUUAGCAAAUAGCUAGUUUUACCAAUCUAUUAAACAGCUCUUGAUUUUAAAGUUAGAUUAAAAACAAGUAAAUUUAGCUUGUCUCACUGAUUUCUACAAGAUAAUUAUCAAUCCAACCAACAAAGACUGAAAGUAAUUUCCAUUUACUUACAGGUAAGUAACUUUGAUUUGUAAAAGUCAUUGAAUAUCUUAAAUGUUUUGAUGAAAGAAUAAGCUGAAGUUUGUACAUGAUACCAAGAAGUAUAUGAAACCUAUGUGUUUAUAAGCCUUUAACUCCCAGAAGUGAUUAACAUGUAACUUCUCCCUCUAAUAUCCAUACAUUAUCCAGGAAACAGGUAGUGAGAAUACUCAAACUAAUCAGGUGCAAGAUAUUGCCUUGAUUGAACACCAAAUUGUCAAAACCAAAAAAUAUCUUCAUAUUCAUAGUCUUUUUCUGUUUCCAUGUCUGUCUUUUAAUUUAUACUGAAUCUUCCACUUGUUUUUACUGCUAAACUAGGGAUGCCCGUGAUCAUGGCCAACCAACUGGGUAAGGGUGAGACAAGCUUUUUUAAGGUCACUUUUUCUAGACCCCUCUCUAUUCAGGGCAAGCAGUGCAUCCCUAGAAAAGGCUGCUUGGUUGCUUGGGGUGAGCCAAAUGAUGUUAUUAUCUCUGCUGGCAGGCAAGUGACCAUGUUACUUCAGACCACCUACAUGCAGAGUUAUGACUGCAACUUCAGUGCCGUCUAGCAUCUGUCAUUUUUGCCAUGCUCCAUCACUGCAGGUCUUUAUUCCCUCUCUACCCUCUGUACAUGUAAAGUGAGAGGUGGCAUCUCCUAUCUUCUGGCUAAAGAGCUUGCUGUCAAAAGAACAAUGACUAUUUACCCAUACCUAAAGCACAGGUAAAGGACUCUCUGUCAUGUCCUUGGACCCAGCGUAAUUGCAUGACUGAACUGUCCAUUACACCUGGCGUUAGAUAGGUUUGGAUGAAGGUGUCCUUAUCUUAGGUGGAUUACUGGUACCCUCCCAGGCUAACGAGCUCCACCUACCCAGGCUAGGGCUUUUAAGGCGGCCCUUACCCGCCUGAUGUACUCGUCAUUGGAUUUAUGGAGCAUUUUAUAGAGGAAGCAGUGCCAUCUGCAGCCUCACCCCAUCCUGGUAAGUACACUGCCAGUUUGGUCUGCAACUCCUUAUUCACAAGGAAGCCAGCUUAUUCGGAGCUAACCUUCACUAAAGACCUUUCACUAUCCACCACCUUUUAACCUGCUGUGUUGGGGAUGGUCGCCCCUGAUUAGCACCAAGAUAAAUGAAAACUUUGAGUAAUUACAAUUAAAAACAAUAAUCAUCCAAUCCAUCAUAAAUGUAACAAAAACUUGGAAUUCCUCCUCUUCAUAUGAAAACUAAUAUUUAUUACAUCUAACUGCACCUGUGCAAGUAUUCUUAAAAGUAUGGGCCUCUGUGGCCUUUAGCAGUAGACUCUAGUGUGUGAGAGGAAGAAGAUAUUCUACGGCUGCUUUAUUUCCAUUCUCUGCAGCCCACAUUAAGGGUGUCUUAUCACAACCAUCCCUGGAAUUAGGGUUGUGACCACGCUUAAGCAGCAUCUCAAUGGCUGCAACAUCGCCACUCAUUGCUGCAGCAGUAAGAACAGUCCACCCCCUCUCACUUUUCAAAUGUUCAUCAGCACCCCUUUCAAGCAGAUAGUUUGCAGCCUUCAAUUUGCCACUCACCAAGCAAGCCAACAGUGGUGUUAAACCAAGGUCAGUACAUCUAGCAUUUAUGUCAAAAUUUUCAGAGAGCACAGCCUCAAUAGUGAGAAAAUUGCUAGAAAGAGCUGCUAAAUGGAGCAGACCAAAUUCUAGAUUAUUACGAAGUAAUGGAUCAGCACCUUGAGCAAGAAGAUAUUUUAAAACCUCUGUAUUUCCAGCAACUGCAGCGUGCAUCAAUGGUGUCUCUCCCUGAUUAUCUCUAUCAUCAAUGCUACAACCAUGUGAGAGCAGCAACUCAAUGGCUGCAACAGAACCAGCUUUUACUGCCAAGGACAAAUGAGAGAAUUGUCCCUCUGAGGUUUUCAAACUUCCAUCAGCACCCUUCUCAAGCAGAUAUUUUAAUGCCUCCAAUUUGCCAAAUCUAAUUGAAACCAUUGCAGGGGUUAUACCCAGACUUUGAGCUCUGGAAUCAAUAUCAAGACCUUUAGAAAGCAUGGUCUCAAUAAUAACUACAUUGCCAGACUGAGCAGCAAAAUGGAGAAGGCUCCAUCCAUUUUGCCCUUUCAGGAAUGGAUCUGCUCCAUGUUCAAGAAGACAAUUUACAGCCUCUAUCUGUCCAAAAGCUGCAGCAUAGGCUAAUGGUGUGUUUCCCUCGCCAUCUCUUGGAUCAGGUCUGAGAUCAUAGGAGAGUAACAUCUCAAUUAUUACUGCAACACUUCCUUCUUGUGAUGCAAUGUGUAAAACAUUCCCCUUGUCAGGUCCAUAUGUCAACGAUAUAUCUGCACCCCGUUGAAGAAGAUACUUCACAACUUCAACAUGAUUUCCCUUAACAGCAAUUAUCAAUGGGGUGGCUGAUCCUUCAUCUUUUGAAUCAAUGUCAAUGUCAAAAGAGAGAGCUCUCUCCACAAUGGAAGUGUUGCCACCUUCAGCUGCCGCAUGAAGCAGAUUUUUUCCCAUGAAGUUUUUAAGGUGUGGAUCAGCUCCCUUGCUGAGAAGAAGGUUUACUGCCCUCUCUUUUCCUGUAACAGCUGCCACCAUUAAUGGUGUUGUACCAUCAUUACACAUAGUUUUACCUCUGGCAUUAAUAUCAAGACCUUUAGAAAGCAUGGUCUCAAUAAUGAUGACAUUGCCAGACACAGCAACAAAAUGGAGAAGGCUCCAUCCAAUUUUCCCUUUCAGUGAUGGAUCUGCUCCAUGUUCAAGAAGACAAUCUACAGCCUUUUUCUGUCCAUAAGCUGCAGCAAGGGCUAAUGGCGUGUUUCCCUCGCCAUCUCUUGAAUCAGGUUUUAAUUCAUAGGAGAGCAACAUCUCAAUUGCUGCAACACUUCCGUACUGUGAUGCAAUGUGUAAAACAUUCCUCUUGGUAAAUCCAUAUUUCAAAGAUAUAUCUGCACCCCGUUGAAGAAGAUAUUUCACAACUUCAACAUGGUCGUUUAUAACAGCAAAUAUCAAUGAGGUGGCUGAACGUUCAUCUUUUGAAUCAAUGUCAAUGUCACAAGAGAGCAUGCUCUCCACAAUGAAAGUGUUGCCACCGUAAGCUGCUGCAUGAAGCAGAUUUCUUCCCAUGAAGUCUUUAAGGUGUGGAUCAGCUCCCUUGCUGAGAAGAAGGUUUACUGCCCUCUCGUGUCCAUUAGCGGCUGCCACCAUUAACGGUGUUAUACCAUAAUUAGUGCUUGAAUUUAUGUCUAGCCCAGAAGAUAGCAAAGUCUCAAUUAUAACCUCACUACCACCCACUGCAGCAGAAUGUAAGUGAGUCCACCCUCUGGUUUCAACAGGCACACCUCUUUCAAUGUCAGAAGUUUCUAUAGCUGGCGAGGAAAUUGAUUGAGUGUAGUUAUCAGCACCAGCAAGGAGCUCAGAACAAGCUGUGUUCUCAACAAUGCCCUGAAUAGAAUCUCCAUGUUGAACACCAGCUGUUGAUAAAUACAACAAUUAAUGAAACAAGAAUGUGUGUGAAUGUAUUGUUAGAAAGGUCCAAAGGUUGGAAAUUCAAGACUUUGAUGCCUAACUUUAUCUAAUUGAUUUAGAUUUUUUGCAGUUUAAAUCCACAAGAGACGUACCCAGAGAAUCAACUUUUAAUUCUGAACACUGGCAGCAUGCAUGCCAGCUAAUCUUUUUAGAUCACUUAAAGUGAUUUAUUGAAAACUCUGAGGGUGCCCUCUCACCUAGGUGACACAAGGGUCCCAACCCACCAAAUAGAGUUCUGUAGAGUGAAAUUACAGCAAUAAAUUCUCUACUCCUCUGAAAAACUGUUAAUGAUAGAUUACUUUUAUGAAGCUUUCCUCACCCAAACUAUUUGCUCACCACACCACAGCAACAAAGCAACACCACUGCAUGAUCUCAUUUCCAGCCUCUUUGUAAAUAAAACCAUAUCACAACCCAAGUUUUAUACUCUUUUCCUUUGAAGGUGCAAGAUUUUGGAUUUCAACCAGGAACAAUUUUUUUUUACUUGGUGGAAAUGAAACAUGUCAUUGAUGUUUUCAUUGUUGGACAUACAUGUCUUGUUUGAUCAACAAAUUGAUGACAGAAAGAUAUGAGUUAUCAUGGUUGGAUGGAUGGACUAAUUAGUUGACUAAUUGAUACAAUGGAAUGGUGUAAAAUAUACCUGGACAAGGAACUGGGUCUGAUAACUCUCCAGAGACCUCACUUUUUUUCUUCACAACAGUAUUAACAUUGCUUGGGCUAGGAGCUGUAUGUUUCCUAUUUCUGAUGACCAGUUUUUUUUUUGUGACCAGCAGUGGACAGUACAGUGGAGGAAGAGGUACCUAAGGGAAAAGUAUAAAGAGCCAUUCAUGAUGUUAGCAACAUGAUAACAGGUCAAACCAAAAUGCAAUUAACUGACUGUGUACCAUGUACAAAACUUAUCUAAACUACAUCAUUGUUGGUUGUUUGAGCCAUAAUUUAAGAUCAACAUUGAAAAAACUGGCGAAAACUGGUGAAAACUGUUUCACCAACCCAGCCUCUACCAUCUUAAUCCUCCCUUAUAGCAAAGGAGAGAGUGAGGGAAAACUAAAUUGAGUGCAAUUUCCAUUCAAAAAAAUAUUUUGAAUGAGAACUUAAUGUAUUUGGAAGCAUUCUUAGUUUAGUUCUACCAUUAAAGUUAAUUUAACAGCAUCUUUUAAUUCACCUUCCAUUCUUUCAUACAUCGCUCUUCUGGUUCUUCUUUAGGAUCAAAGGAGGAAGUUUCAGGAAGAGGAAACAUGCCUAAAAACAAAGGUAUACAGAGAGAAAUUAGUAUUUCUACUGAUAAAUAGUAAGAAACAGGCAUACCAACUUGUAUUUAAAGAUAGAUCUAGAAAAGCUAUUGAAAACCUCUAUUUGAUAUUCAAAUAA